Messenger RNA from Aspergillus viridinutans, 687 nucleotides. RefSeq names its product putative ubiquitin conjugating enzyme (UbcJ) (gene pex4). The transcript is spliced from 3 exons. The coding region runs from base 1 to 687 and encodes 228 amino acids. The record is from RefSeq and is a predicted model, not a curated record. NCBI's taxonomy places the organism in Eukaryota, Fungi, Ascomycota, Eurotiomycetes, Eurotiales, Aspergillaceae.
AUGGUUUCCCCGACCACGGAAGCCCAGACCGUGGAACUCUUCAGUGACAUGGGGAAGACCCACGGCCACUGCCAGCUGAACCUCGGUAAUCGCGGUCGGGAGCCAGAUCCUCCCGGAAGUAGGCACUUCAAACCCCUGAUCUCGUUGAUCAUCGAUUGCGCCCGCGGCUCCCACAUUCUUGAACUGCCUGCUAUGGCGUCAAACUCGACGACGCAACGCCUCCUCCGCGAACUGAAAGACUACACCAAAUCCCCGAACGAGGCCUUGCUCCAUCUAGGUCCAGUAGAUGAAGAUGAUCUCUUACACUGGGAAGCAGUCCUGAAGGGCGUCAAAGGCACACCGUACGAAGGCGGCCUCUGGGGCCUCAAAAUCACCAUCCCACCGAACUACCCCCUCGCGCCGCCCAACAUCCGCUUCACGACUCGCAUCUCCCACCCCAAUAUCUCCUUCACAACGGGCGAGAUAUGUCUCACGCUCCUGACGACCGAGCACUGGAGCCCUGUGUACACGCUCUCGACGACGUUGACGGCCAUCCACCAGUUGCUCACUGACCCGCGGCCGGAUUCGCCGCUGAACGUCGAUGUGGCGGCGCUGCUGCGCGACGGGGAUAUCCCGGCGUGGGAGAGUGUCGUUCGAUAUUGGACUGAGGAGGAGAGAUGGCAGGGGCAGGGGACUGUUAGUCGAUGA